CUAAAGAUUUGAUUUCUCCAAAAAAGAUCUGAGCUUUUUUUUGUUUGACAUUUGAUCGAAACGAGAGAUCGGAAGCGAGGCGAAUGGACGAGGUGAUGACAGUGGCGGACGCCGGCGGCGGUAAUAGGGCGUUGUACGGAUCCUCUCACCCGUCGCAGAAUCUGCUCCCUCACAACCUUCCAAUCUUCUCGGCGUUUCUCGCAUUGGCUCUUGCUCAGUUCCUCAAAGUUUUCACUAAUUGGUACAAAGAAAAGAGAUGGGACUCUAAACGUAUGCUCAGUUCUGGUGGUAUGCCUUCCUCUCACUCCGCUACUGUCACUGCCUUGGCUCUUUCCGUUGGCCUUGAAGAAGGUGCUGGAGCACCCGCUUUUGCCAUCGCUCUUGUCUUGGCUUUCGUUGUAAUGUUUGAUGCCUCUGGGGUCAGGCUUCAUGCUGGUCGUCAAGCUGAGCUGCUUAAUCAAAUUGUUUGUGAAUUCCCUCCGGAGCAUCCAUUAUCUACAGUUAAACCCUUACGUGAACUGCUCGGCCACACUCCUAUCCAGGUUGUGGCAGGCGCCAUCUUAGGAUGCGUGGUAGCGUAUCUGAUGAGGAGUACAAGCUAGUUUCUACAUAAGAACGAACCCAAAAUUCUUUUUAAGAUCGUACACCCCUUAAGAAGCUAUAUAUAGAUUCAUCAGCAUCAAUCAAGCUGUGGGGUUAAUUAUAUUGGGAAGUAAAUGGAAAUUGUGAAAACCUGUGUAAUUUAUAGAUCAUUGUUAGAGACAUUUCCUUAAAGUGAAGUGAACUGACUUGUCGUCAUUUUUUGAGAAAUAGUUCGUUGUUUCAAAAGUAUCUUUCUUAUACCA
This is a messenger RNA of Brassica oleracea var. oleracea, 845 nucleotides long. RefSeq lists its product as uncharacterized. The transcript has 5 exons. The coding region runs from base 84 to 602 and encodes 172 amino acids. The record is from RefSeq and is a predicted model, not a curated record. NCBI's taxonomy places the organism in Eukaryota, Viridiplantae, Streptophyta, Magnoliopsida, Brassicales, Brassicaceae.